This is a messenger RNA of Carlito syrichta (Philippine tarsier), 2405 nucleotides long. RefSeq names its product UPF3B, regulator of nonsense mediated mRNA decay (gene UPF3B). The transcript has 11 exons. NCBI's taxonomy places the organism in Eukaryota, Metazoa, Chordata, Mammalia, Primates, Tarsiidae. Bases 100 to 1545 code for a protein of 481 amino acids. Gene Ontology annotation, cellular component: nucleolus; cytoplasm. Gene Ontology annotation, biological process: positive regulation of translation; nuclear-transcribed mRNA catabolic process, nonsense-mediated decay. The record is from RefSeq and is a predicted model, not a curated record. Gene Ontology annotation, molecular function: mRNA binding.
GUUGGGGGCGGAGCUCCAGCGGGAACUGCCCGGGAGUCGCUGGUGCCCGGCGUAGCAGCGUUCGGGCGUCCAGCCUUUGCGAAGAGCGUAGCUGUGAUCAUGAAGGAAGAGAAGGAGCAUAGGCCUAAGGAGAAGCGAGUUACCCUAUUAACCCCCCCAGGGGCCACAAGCAGCGGCGGUGGGACUUCGGGGGACAGCGCCAAAGGGGAAGAUAAGCAGGAUCGCAACAAGGAGAAGAAAGAGGCGCUGAGCAAGGUGAUAAUUCGAAGAUUACCUCCCACUUUGACCAAGGAGCAACUUCAGGAGCAUCUUCAACCUAUGCCUGAACAUGAUUAUUUUGAGUUUUUUUCUAAUGAUACUAGUCUGUAUCCUCAUAUGUAUGCCAGAGCAUACAUCAACUUUAAAAACCAAGAGGACAUUAUUUUGUUCAGGGAUCGCUUUGAUGGUUAUGUAUUCCUUGACAAUAAAGGUCAGGAAUAUCCUGCUAUAGUAGAAUUUGCACCUUUUCAAAAAGCUGCAAAAAAGAAGACUAAGAAAAGAGAUACCAAAGUUGGGACUAUCGAUGAUGAUCCAGAAUAUAGAAAGUUUUUGGAAACUUAUGCUGCAGACAAUGAGAAAAUGACAUCUACUCCAGAGACACUACUAGAGGAAAUAGAAGCCAAAAAUAGAGAAUUAAUAGCUAAAAAGACAACCCCACUUUUGAGCUUCCUGAAAAACAAGCAGAGAAUGAGAGAAGAAAAGAGAGAAGAAAGAAGGAGGCGAGAAAUAGAAAGAAAAAGACAAAGAGAAGAAGAGAGGCGAAAGUGGAAAGAAGAAGAGAAACGAAAAAGGAAAGAUAUAGAAAAGCUAAAGAAGAUAGACAGAGUUCCAGAAAGGGACAAAUUAAAGGAUGAACCAAAGAUUAAGGUACACAGGUUUCUGUUACAAGCUGUGAAUCAGAAAAAUCUGCUCAAGAAGCCAGAAAAAGGAGAUGAAAAAGAAUUGGACAAAAGAGAAAAAACCAAGAAAUUGGACAAAGAGAAUCUCAAUGAUGAGAGAGCCAGUGGACAAAGCUGUACAUUACCUAAGCGUUCUGAUGGUGAACUUAAAGAUGAAAAGCCAAAGAGACCUGAAGAUGAGUGUGUGAGAGACUACAGGGAACGGGAUUAUGAACGAGAUCAGGAGCGCAUACUUCGAGAAAGAGAAAGGCUGAAGCGGCAAGAAGAAGAGCGCCGGAGGCAGAAAGAGCGCUAUGAGAAAGAGAAGGCUUUUAAAAGAAAAGAAGAAGAAAUGAAAAAAGAGAAAGAAGCACUUCGGGAUAAAGGAAAGAAGACUGAAAGUACAGAAUCAAUAGUCAGCUCAGAAAAAACUGAAAAGAAAGAGGAAGUGGUUAAGAGAGAUCGCAUAAGAAACAAGGAUCGCCCAGCAAUGCAGCUUUACCAACCAGGAGCUCGAAGCCGAAAUCGACUCUGUCCCCCUGAUGACAGCACCAAAUCUGGAGAUUCAGCAGUAGAAAAAAAGCAGGAAAGUGGUAUUAGCCAUAGAAAAGAAGGAGGAGAGGAGUGAUCCAUCCAGAUGGCCUUAGGUCUCCUGACUGUCUAGGCAGCCAAAGAGCGCGUGUUAAGCAAUCCAGAAGUGCCUUCGGGCAAAGGAAUAGAGAGAAAGUGGGUCGCUGUGCUGGUGGGGUACACUGCAGAGGAGUAUGUUUUGCGUCAAAGCAGGAAUCUGAUCACAGGUUCAGAAUUGGAAGUAAAAUUUCAUUGUUUUUGCAAUUUCUACAAAUUAAUUUUAAAGUAUUAGGAAAGGGUGAUAGUGAGGGCAUGCAUUGCAGUUUGCAGGAGGGAAGUGUCAAGUGAGGACUUAAUUAUAUGACAUGAGAAAAAAAAUAAGAGAGCUGGUUCUAAAACCAAAAGGUGUUGUUACUCCUGGAUUGAAUUUUCUUAAUUUGAGUGGAGCAGAGUCACUUUGACGUCUUGUUCAGAUCUAGCUAUAUUGCGUUGUUGGUGAUAAUUGUUGACUUUGUGUAGUGUAGAAGCAACAAGCAUGUCAUUGUAGUACAAGUACAGUGAAGAAUAUGACAAAUUUUCAUUGAUGCAAAAAUUUAAAUAGUCGUGUUACUUCUGUAUCCAAUGUCCUAAAGUUUUAGGAUUAGUUUUAGUUUGUGUUUGCUUACAUGAGCUUAGCAUAAAGAAUAUUUUUUAACAUCUCAUUUUGCCUUUAGCAUUUUUUUCUAGUAAUACGUAAAAUGUAGCCCUUGUUUGGUUUUUGACAAUCUAGUCUUUGUUUUAUCUUAGGUCUCAUGAUCUAAGUGCAUACCCUCUCCAGGAAGGAAACUGCACUGAUGUCUGUUCCUGUCAAAUAACAACUUGCAGUCUCAACUUGUUUUAUAUUGAUGUCAAUAAAUACCAACAGCACUCAAGUAUGAA